Messenger RNA from Orbicella faveolata, 1614 nucleotides. Its product is annotated as polycomb group RING finger protein 1-like. The record is from RefSeq and is a predicted model, not a curated record. Lineage: Eukaryota; Metazoa; Cnidaria; Anthozoa; Scleractinia; Merulinidae. Gene Ontology annotation, cellular component: PRC1 complex. Gene Ontology annotation, biological process: negative regulation of transcription by RNA polymerase II. Gene Ontology annotation, molecular function: promoter-specific chromatin binding.
AGGUAGUAUGAAUGGUAGUGUGUAUAUACAUGCGGGGAAACUGGGAACGACAUCAAUGCAAAAAUGGCGGAAAAGGGACGAAGAACAUUUCCGUGAAUUAAAACCAAAGAAAUGGACUCAAAGGAGGUUGUCAUCAAAAUCUGUGAUCUGAACCCUCAUGUGGUUUGCAGUUUAUGCGCAGGAUACUUUGUUGAUGCCACGACUAUUACAGAAUGUCUGCAUACCUUUUGCAAAAGCUGUAUUGUGAAAUACUUCCAAACCAGCAAGAAUUGUCCCAUGUGCAAUCUGCAGAUACAUGAAACCCAACCGCUUUUCAACCUCAGGUUAGACAGAACAAUGCAAGACAUUGUGGCUAAACUUGUUCCUGGGAUUGUUGAGGCUGAAGAGAAGAGAAGACGAGAAUUCUAUGAGUCCAGAGGGAUGGCAGUAGUGAAACCUUCUCAGGAUGAAAAUGAGAAUGAAAAACCAACAACAGAGAAUGUGGUUAAAAGAGACUACUCUGAAAAUAGGAACUUGUACAGAGAUGACGAACAAGUUUCUCUGUGUGUUGAGAGAUAUGAGGAGAGCGUGGAAGAAAACGGAGAUGAGACAGAAGACAGCAGAACAACAGAAACCGUGGGGACACUGAGUAAGAAAUACUUGCGUUGUUCAGCUCGGAUGAUGGUUGUUCAACUUCAAAAGCUAUUGAGAAUGAAACUCAACAUCCCAGAGGAGAAAGAGGUUGAAAUUGUGUGUAAUGAACACGUGAUACACCCAUUCAGAACCAUGAAGUUCAUUUGGAUAAGUGAGUGGUUAAACCGGGCACCGCCCAUGGUUUUACAUUAUCGUGUUCACGGUGCCUCUUGAAGAACUGUUACUCGACAACACAUCGUUAGGCGUCACAAUGGACAGGGCUCCUCAAAGAACACAGAAGACGGAAAACUGUAACUUUGUGACCAACCUCGAUCCAGGAGAGAGAGGUUGCUUUGUGGCAUACACAAGUUUCAUUCGUUAUAACAAUGUGCUUACACAUUAGAUAAAACUUUACGUUUUCCAAAACGUGUUGUCCUUUUAACGACCAGUGCCAGUCAGGCUUUGAUGGGAACACAAGCAGGACACGUCAUGCUGCCCACAUCUAGUUACAUCUUGGAUAACACUAUAUCUUGUUAGUCAGCUCUGGAAGACUGAAUUACAACUGGAAAAGCUUCCUGGCUUAUAUGUUAUACGCCUAUCACACCAAAACCUUAUUCAACUGGUGUAAAAUUAAAGCCUUGUUGCUUUCUGCCCCUGAUAUUCAUUCAUUUAACUUACUUUUACCAGUUUAAGCUGUCACCAGGAUAUUUGUCGAUAAAUAAGUACUCGAACUGUUUGUUCUUGGGCCGAGUCAAAGUUUGAUGAGCUGGAUUCAAUCCGGUGUUAUUGCAUUUAAAGUCCCGAGUUAAUUUGGGGAAAGUUCGAAAGCUAUCUUUUACCACAGUGUUCGGAAAAACUACUUUCAUUGAUAAUACGUUACCUGUUAUUAUGUACACAUUGCAUGUAUAUUUUAGUGUUUUACCCACAAAAGUAGAAGAAGGAUUUAUGUCCUUAUACAGUGUUGACCUAAUCGAAAAAAUAAAGUUUAUGAUGUCCUCUUUA